Molecule: messenger RNA, 195 nt
Organism: Aphanomyces astaci
Lineage: Eukaryota; Oomycota; Saprolegniomycetes; Saprolegniales; Verrucalvaceae
Exons: 2
Coding region: 1-195 (64 amino acids)
Source: RefSeq, a predicted model, not a curated record
AUGGGUCUCGCUCGCCUCCUGGCAGACCGUGCGCGCAUGGUCACCACUCGACCGGACCUGUCCUUUGUGUUGGACGGCAACAAAGGCUGGUACGCUCUGUGGCCCAAGAAGGCCCUCGACAAGUUCCGUCACAUCGGUUGCCCCCGAACCUGCACCAAGUCCCUGUGGAAAGCACAGUCCGACAUUGUGGCGUAA